Messenger RNA from Eutrema salsugineum, 888 nucleotides. RefSeq lists its product as uncharacterized. The transcript has a single exon. The record is from RefSeq and is a predicted model, not a curated record. The coding region runs from base 69 to 704 and encodes 211 amino acids. NCBI's taxonomy places the organism in Eukaryota, Viridiplantae, Streptophyta, Magnoliopsida, Brassicales, Brassicaceae.
UCAAACACCAAAAAACAAUAAUACAAAUCUCUCUCUCUCUCUCACUAAAAAAACAAAUCUAAAGAUCGAUGGAUCAAAACGUACCAAUAAGCAAGAAACUAUGGAACAUCGUACGUUUUCUCUUGUACAUGAUCCGCAAAGGCGUUUCAAAACAUAAACUCAUCGCCGACUUCAACGCAACUCUCAAACGUGGCAAAAACCUCAUGUUCCACCACCGUCGCCGCGUCCCCGCCGCUUCCACCACCUCAGACACUCUAAAUGCUGCUUCAUCCGCCGCCGCAACCGCACCUCUACGACAAGAAUACGAGUUUAGCUGUAGCAACACUCCAAACUACUCUUUCCUUUUUCCCAAUAUCGCUUUCAUGAAGAAAAAAAGUCAGAAUAGUCUCUUCGCGUGUGGUCAGACGCCUCAAACGCUCGACGAUGACGCGGCGGCGGCUAGGGCCGUUCUUGAUCUGCUUAACGGCGUCGGAGACAAAGGAAACGUCACGCCGGCGGAUUUUUCGGCGGCUUUAUCGCCUUACUUUCCCGGGUUUGGACGGACCCCUUUGGUGAGGCCGUUAAGAGUAACAGACUCACCGUUUCCGUUAACGCCGGAAAAUGGUGACGUGGCUAAUGGAUACGUGGACCAAGCAGCUGAUGAUUUCAUAAAGAAGUUUUAUAAGAACUUGAAUCAGCAGAAAAAAAUGAUUGAGUUCAGCUAAUGAUAAUCUGAUCGUCAGUGCAUGUGUUUCUUCAUAUUUCUCUUCUUCCAUAAAUAUCUUUUUUACUCUGUUUUUAUUUUCUUCUCCUUUUGCUGAUUAAAUGCCAAAGAUGUAAUGAUAUUUUUGGGGGAGUUUUAUUUUCGCAUUUCUUGAAACAGAUAUUACGAAUAAAAAAUAUAUAUUA